AUGGCACUUGCGGCCAAACAGGUGUCUGCCCAGCUUACUAGUAUUAGUGAGCAGCUCAAAGCCAUUGCUCAUGGACAUACCACAUCAUCAACUGUUGCUUCGCCUGCCGCUAAUGCACUUUUUGCUUCCCUCGCUUCGUCAUUCUCCCCUUUCAUCUCAUCAACACCUUCGGACCACUUCACCGCACCUUCUUUUACAAAUCCCCCAUUGCCUCAUGAAUUGCGGCUCACAGAGUAUCCCUCUGUUUGUCCUAUCCUGCCUCCAACAUUUCCAACGCCACUAUAUCUGUCAACUCAACCACUACCACCUACACCUGCGGCGUCACCACUGACGAUUGAGUCUCUACAACCACCAACCACCAACGUUACAUUGAAUUCAAAAGCAGAAACUCUGACGCAUCUCAAUCUCCAGGAUGGUACCACUCUUAGCUUCCGUCAAUCUGAUGUCCCAGACCCCAGAAAUCUGACAUUUGCAACUGAUAUCGACCUCCUCGGAAUCCUUUGGACAGAGUCCAAUCCCAAAUUUAGAGAGGACCUUUGUGAGGUAAAAAUCAAUGGACACGGGAUUGCACUUGAGCACUGGCCAACUGUGUUCAAGAAAACAACGCGGGGAGGAGAAGACAGGCAUUGGGAGGGUUUGAAGAAGAUAUGGGAUAAAUGGCGUUGGGUAGGGCUACGGUAUAACCAAUCAACGCCAGCAAACUUUUGGGCAGAAUUCACAGAUGGCCAGGGUAAACAGAUGAACAUUACAACUAUUUACCGUAUCUUACUGGAGCAACGCAAAGCUGCGAAGGCAAAGUAG
Molecule: messenger RNA, 801 nt
Organism: Marasmius oreades (fairy-ring Marasmius)
Lineage: Eukaryota; Fungi; Basidiomycota; Agaricomycetes; Agaricales; Marasmiaceae
Exons: 3
Coding region: 1-801 (266 amino acids)
Source: RefSeq, a predicted model, not a curated record